Molecule: messenger RNA, 2588 nt
Organism: Salvia splendens (bonfire salvia)
Lineage: Eukaryota; Viridiplantae; Streptophyta; Magnoliopsida; Lamiales; Lamiaceae
Product: nuclear pore complex protein NUP62
Exons: 9
Coding region: 95-2428 (777 amino acids)
Biological process (GO): protein import into nucleus; RNA export from nucleus
Cellular component (GO): nuclear pore; nuclear pore central transport channel
Molecular function (GO): structural constituent of nuclear pore; phospholipid binding
Source: RefSeq, a predicted model, not a curated record
AAAACUUCAAUUUUCCCCAAAUUUCAAAACCCUGAUUUCCCCCUUUGCCAAAACCCUUCUCCGCCAUAUCUGCGUUGGUUUCACGUCCACCGCAAUGGCCGGCACAGGAUUCUCAUUCUCCUCCUCCUCCGCACCUGCCUUCGGAACCACAUCGCCUGCUUUUGGCGCCGCCUCCGGAGCCUCAUUUGGCUUUGGCACUGCAACGACCUCCUCCUCCACACCUUCUUUUGGCUUUGCCUCCAACCCUAGCUCCGCCUCCUCCGCACCUUCGUUUGGUUUUGGAUCGGGAGCUGCGUCGUCUGGCUCAUCUCUGUUCGGCGGUUCCUCGCUCUUCGGCUCAUCCUCUUCCUCCGUGGCCACUGGCUCCAACAUUUUUGGAUCAGCUCCGAGUUCUGGCGUUUUCGGAUUCUCGUCUGCAGGCACAGGCCAAACAGCUAAUGCAUUUGGUUCGUCGACUCCGACUUCGACUCCAACUCCCGCUCCAUCAACCCCCACGCCUUCCACAUCUCCGUUUGGAUCCCCUGCCCCCGGAUCCAACCUUUUCGGGUCGGGUGCUCCAACUCCCAGUCUAUUUGGUAAUACUUCUUCUUCCGCGGGCAAUACCGGCUCUCUUUUUGGGUCAGGGGCUAGUGCAACGCCUAAUCCUUUUGGAUCAACUACGGCCUCCAGUGCCCCGGCAUUUGGGUCGGGCCUGGCACUGAACUCAGGGCUAUUUGGCUCGUCGACAUCGGCUCCAUCCACUUCCACUGCCACUGCCACUGCCACUGCCGCCCCACAAUUUGGGGUAAGUUCUGCGCCUACAGGCUUAUUUGGAUCCUCAACUCCAGCUUCUACCGGUGGCAAUCCUCCGUCUUUGUUUGGGGCAAAUUCUGGAUCAACUUCAAGUCUUUUUGGUUCUUCCACCUCAUUUGGAUCAUCUUCGGCUUCGCCAUUGGGUGUGGCGCCGUCGACCACUUCUUCAAGUUCAGCUUCCCCUGUUUCUGGAUUUUCAUUCCUCAGUUCGGUUGCUUCGACUUCAGCAUUCUCCAUUUCAAGUUCAGCUGCGUCAGCACCCGGGUUCUCAUUCCCCAGUGCUUCGGCUUCAGUCUCUGCCGCGCCUGGACUUUCGAUUCCCUCAUCACCAGCCACGCCUGCUCCUGCAUUUUCAUUUAAUACGGCUUCUAGCACCACUUCCUCUGGCUUUUCGUUUUUGAAGAGUACCACUAGCACUGCCUCCUCAGCAUCGGCCACAACGUCUGUAUCUUCUUCACCUGGUUUUUCAUUUGCUUCUGCACCAUCUCUUUCGAGUUCUUCGGCCUUGACAUUUCUGAGUUCUUCGGCCUCGACAUCUCUCUUUUCAACUGUCACAACAACUACCGCAACCAGUUCAGCAGCUCCAAGUGUGUCUUCUGCCAGUUCUGGUUUGACGUUUCCAGCAUUGACGGUACCUGCAUUGGGGACCAGUGCAUCUGCUCCAACUUCAGGGUUUACAGGUUUCGGCACAACUAGUACGCCUGCAUCAGGGACCAGUGCAUCUGCUCCAACUUCAGGGUUUACAGGUUUCGGCACAACUAGUACGCCUGCAUCAUCCUCUGGAAGCGCAAGUUCUUUUUCACUAUCUUUGAAAACACCAGCAACUGCAGGCUCACUUGCAUCACAAGCACAAUCAAGCGUUGCACUGCCUUCUUUUGGUGUUACAGCUGCGAGCUCAACAACGGCAACAGGCUCAAGUACCAGUUAUGCUGCUCAAACAUCAUCUGUUCUAGUUGCAGCUUCCAGUAGCGGGGCUGCUCCAGCCACUAGUACAGCACCGGCAUCUACGCCAAAGUUACCAUCCGAAAUUACUGGGAAAACAGUCGAGGAGAUCAUUAAAGAGUGGAAUGGGGAACUGCAGGAGCGUACUGGGAAGUUUAGGAAACAAGCUAAUGCUAUAGCUGAGUGGGAUCGCAGGAUUCUACAGAAUCGUGACAUUCUUCUUGGCCUUGAGAGUGAAGUUGCGAAAGUAGUUGAAACACAAGGUAGCCUGGAGCGGCAGCUGGAACUAAUUGAAACUCACCAAGAUGAGGUUGACAAAGCCCUGCAAAGCAUGGAGGAGGAAGCUGAGCGACUGUAUAAAGAGGAACGUGGAAUGCUUCUUGAUGAUGAUGCUGCAUCUACACGAGAUGCAAUGUAUGAGCAGGCUGAACUCAUAGAGCGGGGAUUGGAGCAGAUGACAGAACAGAUCAAAACAGUUAUAAACAGUCUUAAUGCCAGUCAAGGUGGAGAGCUUGAGGCAUCAGACGGAAUGAAUCCCCUAGAUGUUGUUGUCCGCAUAUUAAACAAUCAACUGAGUUCAUUGAUGUGGAUUGAUGAGAAGGCCGAGGAGUUCUCUUCACGUAUUCAGAAGCUUGCUAGCCAUGGCUCUACUGCUGAUCGUGAACUGACUGGCCCUAAGCUGUGGUUGAACUGAGUCGCUGAACGGGUGUUCGAAUUUACAUGUGGAGAUUCCUAUAAUCUUUUCUUGUAACACAUGGUUUCAGUUUUACCUGUGUAUAUUGCUAUUUUUUUUGAAUUUCGUGUUUGUUACAUUACAUUGAAGAUCAGUGGAGUUUAUAACAAAUAUUUCGUCA